Spirometra erinaceieuropaei is the source of this 3805-nucleotide messenger RNA. The record is from the annotation of a GenBank genome assembly. NCBI's taxonomy places the organism in Eukaryota, Metazoa, Platyhelminthes, Cestoda, Diphyllobothriidea, Diphyllobothriidae.
AUGCCGCCAGCGCUCUAUCUGACCUCCUGCAGGAUCAACGUCGAAUUCUUCCCGUAUGACGAGCAAGAAUGCUCUAUGCGGUUUGGCUCCUGGACAUACGACGGCAGCAAAGGUGGGUUUAUACUGCCUUCAAGCAACCAAUCGGCUCGUAAAAUAGAGGUGUAUGUACUUUACAUAUUCAAUUUCGGCAAGCUUUUGAAUCCAAUGUCAAAACUUGGAGGACGCAAUCUACCCUACUAAAUGUCCCUUGCUGACUUAAUUUAUCUUAAUACGGGAUUUGAUGCAUAUCAACAUGGGUAAGAUGUGGCUAUGCAGCCGCACCUGGUGGACAUAAUACUGUCAAGGUAAGGUUAGGGGGUUGUAUUUAGGGGUUAGGUUUAGCGGUUAGGGUAUCGGAUUAGGGCAACUAUUUCUCAACCACUCAAAGUACAACCGCGCGUUCACAAUAGCUUUUUUUGCGUUCACUUGACCUCGUCGCCUGUGCGUUCCCCGGCCCCACCUAUAAAAACCCCUACAAUCACCAAUCACGCAUUACAGGUGGCUGGGGUUUGUUUACCUCAGGUACGGCUGCAUAACUACACCUGUCCAUCACAUAUAUGCCUCGAUCCAUAAGUUUCAACUACGAUGAAAUAGCACAUACUUAUUCUGAUAUUAGUUUGCAAGCUAAAUCCAGUGGUGGUGGUCUUUUCUCAGGCAUAUACCGUAGUUUUCCCUUUUCUCUACAAGUAACGUCCGCCCAUUACAUGCAGUCAUGCACUUGACAUUUUUCUUGCUUUUGCAAGUAUUGUCAUAAUCUACUAUCUCAGGUUUACGUCUGCCUUUCAUUUUGUGAUUUACUUGCAAAACAUUGGUAGAAACAUUGUUCGGGUCCCCUGGGUGGACAGAAUUGAGUUACUUUUCUGUUUCAAAGCUACCUCAGAUUCGUGCACAGAAUGGACAAGCUGAGCUAUUCCCAAGAAAGUGAUAAUCUCGCAGUAUUUCGUGUUAUUAUUUAAAAGUCAGUCCAGUUUCCGUUUUUUCUUGUGGUCACGAGAGCACAGUGAAACGUUUGGCCACUUACUCAGGAUACAAUCUAACCGAUCAAACAGCGGCGAUCUCAGUUUUGCAUGGCUCAUAGUUUGUGAAGUAUUACUGUUUAGCAUCCUUAGGAAUGUGUCGAAGACGAGAAGGCGGCUUUUAUCAUAUAUGACCGUCAAAAUAGCGUAGACCACCCAUAGUGUACCGCACAAUAUUCUGGCACUAGUCUUAUAAGUAGGUAUUUUACAGUCCAUAUUAGUGAUGACUGGCAAAUGAAACAGGAUGAAACAAGUCUGCUUCGUAAUGACUCACUGAAGCCCUUCUCUUCAAAUAAGAGUCGUCCUUUCUUUAGGAAGACGUGUCAGUCCGUUUAGGGUGAUGAAUGACAUAACGAUGGUGCUGUAGAUUUUGUUUUUGAUGAUAAUGACAACGCGACCGCUAAUGCAAACGACUGCUUGAACGGUAUUUUCUACUUGACGGCUUAUGUGGAUAGCCAAGUACAUGCAUUUGCCCCUCUCCGCAGUUCCACAUUAGGGUUUGAACCGUCAGAUCUUCUGACUCGACUGUAAACUGCCCCCAUAAUCUCCUGCUUCCUGCCAACUUCGUGGCGAUAGCCCCACAAACACACCGCUUAGAGUCUGAAAGGACAAUAACCAGGGCGAUGUUAGUGAAAAGAAGAGCUGGGCAGAUUGCUGGAAGUACGACCAUGUGCAGUUUUUUGCUUUUAGGCAAGAAAUAUGGAUGACAGGAGGGUGGUGCAUUUACAGCACAUGAGCUACUUUCAAUAACGUCUGCACGAACGAACAACAAAAAAGCAUCAUGGCUGUCAUUUCCGCUUGCCCUUGUCUUCUUCAGACACAUAGAUCCAUUUGCAAACAUUGAGAGGCCUAAUGAGCAGUACUGUGUACCUACCAGUGAAAGUAGUUUCAAGAUGCUUUUCGUGUAAAGUAGUCCUAAUGGGAUUUUAGACGGUGGACUGUUUGAGUAUCCCAACUUCUGAACGAAACGCUUCUCCAGAGGCAGAAUAUGCUUCGGAGUUUCAUUCUCGAUCACCCUGGUGCACCUGCUUCGAAUGCAGUUGGCUAUAUUUAUCUGUAAGAUAUCUUGCGUCCACUUCGUAAAGAACACGUUUACCAGUGAACAAGGACGGCUAACAAAGUCGGAGGUGUUCAUGUUACCCAUCUCUGCCUACUUUACCGUUAGCGGCCAGUUUAAAGCAAUCCCAGGUCAUGUAACCUCACAUAUGACCCUCCGGAAAAUUGGUCGUCGGAUAUUUUCAGUGGGACGCCUUAGGAUUCGAGCCGCCGACUAAUACCCUUUCGGCUGCUGAUAUUUCGAAGAAUUGCCAUUUGGCGUUAGGAAACCGCUCGCCGGAAAGUAAAUUGACCACGCACCUUUUCCUAGUAAGUUCGUGCUUUGUAAGCUGAUUUACGGAAACUAAGUCAAGUGCAGUUGGCAGAUAAGGCGAGCGAGAUUACGAUGGAUGAUUUCAUUCCAUUUUUGAUACAACGUCUCAUUACUUGCUUUUUUCGAAACGGAAACAUCCUCCCAACGGCGGCAGCUAAAUCCUAACUGGUAGACAAUUUGUCUUGUUUGUCGCACUUUGAGCAGAUCUUUUAAUGACACUGAGAAGUCUACAGCCUAUCAACGACUGUAACUAUGCAGUCAGGGCCAUUCCUUUGCGUCUAUCGAAUUAAGAUCAGCAGGUGAUGAUGACCCGGAUCUUUCGGGUGAGGGUUUUGGUUGAUCCUUGUAACUUUUACAAAAUCUUAACAAUAACCAUGCUUUUACAACUUUUUCCUCAUCAGCCCAAUUUCUGACAAAGUCAAAUCUUACUAGGCUCGCAACCGAGUCAGUCUAAAGCCAAGUGCCCAAUAAUUAAGCUAAUAUGAACAAACAUAUGGGGUUUUACAAUCUGAAUAAGCGGACAAAGCCUACAUUUGUUGAUUACUCACCUCUUUUGGUCGAAUAAAGCAGCUCUCGUCUUAAAAUAUUUUGGCCGAAAAUGAAAACUGAAUCCUGUUCGUGGCUCCUGUUGCAAAGUUCAGCUUAAUCAGUCCAAACUGGAUGCUUGAAGCAAGUCCUUUACAACUAGUACAUCCAUUACCUUAAAAAGAGUCACUGAAUUCUUUAGUGCGUUACUCAUUCCGCAUACACAAACUAACUCAAUCUUCAACUAGUUGAACUUCGUCAUCAUCUGCAAAAGUACGUGCCGGAAAUGACGCGUCCCAUCUACAUUGACUAUGCUGCCGACCUCUACGAAUUCAACAGUACCAUCGAGUUCGAGGUGCUUUCUAUGAGUGCCAAAUGCCAGGAACGUUACUACAAGUACUCGCACCACGCCUAUCCCGAAGUGACCUUCUACUUGCGCAUGCGAAGACGCACCAUCUUCUACACUUUCAAUCUCAUGAUGCCAUGUGUGGCCAUCACAGCCCUCAUGCUACUCACCUUCUACCUGCCACCCGAGAGCAGGGAGAAAAUUUCCCUCUCCAUCAACGUCUUCAUAUCCCUCACCCUCUUCUUCCUCCUCAUCUCGGAAACAAUCCCGCCUACCAGCCUGGCGGUACCGUUACUUGGCAAAUACCUACUCUUUACCAUCAUCCUCAUCACCUCUUCCAUCGUGUCCACAGUCAUGGUUCUCAGCCUGCACUUUCGAUCCGCUAAGACGCACGUCAUCUCGACCUUCACAAAGACAGUCUUCUUAGAGUUUUUACCCAGACUGAUGCGGCUCAAUCCGCCAAGAAGUGGAGACCAUGGAAACAAGGUAUGUUCGGACCGUCGGUCCUAA